Paramormyrops kingsleyae is the source of this 2117-nucleotide messenger RNA. RefSeq names its product heparan sulfate (glucosamine) 3-O-sulfotransferase 2 (gene hs3st2). Lineage: Eukaryota; Metazoa; Chordata; Actinopteri; Osteoglossiformes; Mormyridae. The record is from RefSeq and is a predicted model, not a curated record. Gene Ontology annotation, molecular function: [heparan sulfate]-glucosamine 3-sulfotransferase activity.
AUGGCAUAUAGGUUCCUCUCCAGCCGAGUUGCGCCGUCCGCAAACAAGCAAACGCGAAGAUUUAUUUUCAUAUUUACCUUAUCCCUGUCCUUUACUUAUUUAUGCUAUAGCAUCAUAUUCUACUCGGACACCAUCAUGCAAAGCCAGAGUUAUGAAGAGCAUAGGUGCCUCCUCUUCCAGAAUAUAGGGAGCAAAAAACUUCUCCAAAAAUCACAGUGCACUAUGCGCCCGGACACCAAAGUUAUCAUGGGCGACACAUCGGGUGUCCGUCUUGAUCACCGGGAAGAAACUCCUGAUCGCAACUUAACCAAAAACGCCGAUUCACGCAGUACACAGCAGCGCGGUAUUAAUCAGACUAAUCGGAGAUCGAUUAAUAUCACCGUCGUCCCAAAACAUGGAAACAAGAAAUUACCCAAUGCCCUGAUCGUCGGCGUUAAGAAAGGGGGGACCAGAGCGGUGCUGGAGUUUAUAAGGAUCCACCCAGACGUUCGAGCGGUUGGAACAGAACCACAUUUCUUUGACAGAAAUUAUGAUCGAGGUUUAGACUGGUACAGGGGCUUGAUGCCGAGGACUCUGGACAGCCAGAUCACCAUGGAGAAGACGCCCAGCUAUUUUGUGACACUGGAGGCUCCGAGACGGAUCUCCAGCAUGUCCCGGGACACCAAGCUGAUUGUGGUAGUUCGCAACCCUGUGACAAGGGCUAUCUCAGACUACACCCAGACCCUAUCCAAGAAGCCCGACAUCCCCAGCUUCGAAGACCUGGCCUUUAAGAACAGGAGCCUGGGGACGGUGGACACCUCCUGGAAUGCCAUCCGCAUCGGCCUCUACACGCUACACCUGGAGAACUGGCUUCAGUACUUCCGGCUCUCCCAGAUGCACUUCGUCAGUGGCGAGCGGCUGAUCACGGAUCCGGCCGGAGAGCUGGGCCGGGUGCAGGAUUUCCUGGGGCUCAAACGCAUCGUCACAGACAAGCACUUUUAUUUUAACAAGACUAAAGGCUUCCCCUGCCUGAAGAAGCCAGAGAGUAGCAGCUCACCGCGAUGUCUAGGCAAGUCGAAAGGGAGGCCUCACGUACAGAUCGACCAGGACAUCAUCGAACAGCUGCAUGACUUUUAUAGACCAUAUAAUAUAAAAUUUUAUGAAACGGUUGGACAUGAUUUCAGGUGGGACUGAAGAAGGAGGAACGUGGGUCUCUGUUUACUAUAACCUGGAUCAUAAAGGUUGGGGGGGGGGGUAUUUAUUACAAUUUAUUGAUGUGUCAGUCUGUCCAUAGUAAGCAUUUCAUCAGUACUGUAUAGACCAGGGGUGGGCAAUCUAAUCCAGAAAGGACCACUGUGUCUGCAGGUUUUUGCUGCACCUGCCUAAUUAGCUUAAUAAUUAGAGGACUGAUUGGCUGAAGAGUCCUCACACCUGGGUUUGAACAGCUGACCUACAGGUUAUCCCAAAAACCUGCAUACACACCGGCCCUUUGCGGAUAAGAUUGGCUACCUGGUAUAGACAGUAUAGGCUGUCGGUUAAUCAGCUUUAAGCAGUCAUAAGUUUUUUUUUCCCUUUUCUCUUCUUUUAAUCAGUUUCAAAUCUCCCAUGGUGAGGGUAUAGAUAGAUCCCACUGUUUUUCUUUUCCUCUUUUCCUUCUUUUAGCUGGAUCAGGAAUAUGAGAAUCACUAAGUGCUUAUUCAUGCCUAAUGGCAAACUCAUUGUUUUACCAUUUCUGUAGAACUACCACACAAAGGGUAAAUGGUUUUCUUAAGACUUUUUUUCAUUAUUCUGUCUUACCAAAAGUUCUAAGUUAUGACUGUUUUUAAUCCUUUACUUUUGCCAGAAACUUCUGCCAUUAUUAAACAAUCCUAUGUCCUGCACAAUUUAAUUUAAUCAAUAAAAUUAUAAUGAGUAAUUGUGGAAGGUAUAGCUAAUUUUGUCUGUGUCAUCCAUUAAAUCACAACAAAGAAAUAUUGAAAGAACUUAAACACUAUUCCUAGUUUGGGGUCUAAGAAAACAUCAAAUUGUGCUACUGCUUUUACCUGUAGUUUCUAACUUUUGUAUUUCAUCAAUAUGCUACUUUAGGUUACAAGACAUCAAAGUACUAUACUCUCACAGAUAGAGGCCCAUAACUUGUG